Plasmodium relictum is the source of this 627-nucleotide messenger RNA. RefSeq names its product conserved Plasmodium protein, unknown function. NCBI's taxonomy places the organism in Eukaryota, Apicomplexa, Aconoidasida, Haemosporida, Plasmodiidae. The coding region runs from base 1 to 627 and encodes 208 amino acids. The transcript has a single exon. The record is from RefSeq and is a predicted model, not a curated record.
AUGGCGUAUUUAGUAUUUUUUCUAUUUUUAAUCAUCUCUAUUCAUAAAUCUGUUAAUAUAGAUAAUUCUAAUAAUAAUAUCAUAAAAAAGAAUACAAUAGAUUUAAAUCAAAACAAUAAUUAUAAUGAAGAAAAUUAUUUUAAUAGAGAAGAUGAGUACUAUGUAAGAGAAGAUGGAGAAAAAUUAAUUAAUUCUGAAGAUUUAUUAGAAAAUAAUAGACAUAAUUUAAUAGAUUACAAUGAUAUAGAAAAAAUAAAUAAUUUGAAAAGUCUAAAAGACACAAAUAUUAUGCAAGAAUUUCAAAAAUCUUAUUAUAAAAAUGACUUAAAUGAUAGAAAAUUAAAUAAGCAAAUAAAAGAAAUAUUAAGUUUAGCUUUAAGCAUUCCUGUGAAAGAUAUAAAUUUACAUGAUAUUAAUUUGUUAUUAAAAAAAUGGAGAAAUAUAAGUAAAACAAAAAAAAAUUCAAACAAAAUAAGUAAUAAUGAAUACUAUUUUAAAAAAAUCAAAAACCACAAUACACAUUCAAAUAAUAAUAGAGAUAAAUCAAUAGAAUUACAGAGAAAAGAAAAGAAAAACCAAAACAAUUUUAUAACUAUUGAUUAUCUAAUGGGAUUAACAUGUUCAUAG